Messenger RNA from Fusarium sp. VM40, 1989 nucleotides. Lineage: Eukaryota; Fungi; Ascomycota; Sordariomycetes; Hypocreales; Nectriaceae. The record is from the annotation of a GenBank genome assembly.
AUGUGGCUCGACAGACUGGCUGGAGGCCCGGCCAGCAGUCCCGGACCCUCCACUCCCCAGCCAGGCGGCAGAGUAUACCCAAAGAGAAGUUCGAGCACUCUGAGUCCUUACGUCACGUCUCAGCGUCCUGGGAUCACUCCUCGCGGCUCGUCACUAUCUCUGGCCUCGAACGAUUCUUCCUCGUCACUCCUAUCUUUGUCGCGAAGGCCGAACGGUUCCGGCUUGAGGCAGGCCUCAACGAUUGAAACCGGACCCGACUCCCUCGAAGUGCUGGAGACACUGUUGGCAAGCUUUCCUAAUGAUGACGACCAAACCGAGAAGACAUUUGCAAUAAAACAGGAUGACAUCAGCUUCGAAGCUGAGUUUGGAGGGCUGUCAUUAAAGGAGCUGGCUACGUCGCAACCCCCUGAUGCGGCCACUACCAACAAUCGCAAGCCAAAAUCAGUAGAAGAGAGCGAGAAAGAUAGAACCAAACUCGAAGACCUCCAUAAAUCGAUAGACGCUUGCGACGACGUCCUCAAUUCGGUGGAGAUCAACCUUGCCAACUUCCGCAAUGACCUCGCUAUGGUGUCCGCAGACAUUGAAUCUUUACAAAAUCGUUCAACAGCACUGAACAAGCGAUUGGAGAAUCGAAAACAGGUUGAAAAGGCGCUGGGGCCAUUAGUGGAGGAACUGAGCUUGCCUCCUGAAGUCAUCUCCAAGAUCUCGGAGGGCCAUAUCGACGAAACUUGGGCUAAGAUGCUAGCUGAACUUGAUCGCAGAUCGGCCUCGUUCAAGAAGAAACCGGAAGCCCAAUCUAGUAAUGCGGCAAAAGAUCUGGAACCAAUUCUUGAGAAGCUCACUUUAAAGGCAAUUGAGCGUAUUCGCGACUUCAUCGUGGCUCAAAUCAAAGCACUGCGAUCACCACACAUUAAUGCGCAAAUCAUUCAACAACAAAACUUCCUUCGAUUUAAGGAUCUUUUCACAUUCUUGCAUAAACACCAUGCGACCCUUGCCAAUGAGAUAGCUUUGGCUUACAUGAAUACUAUGCGAUGGUACUACCUGAACCAGUUCUCCCGGUAUGAGAAGGCACUCGGUAAGAUCAAGCUACACAUCCUCGACAAGAACGAUGCUCUCGGAAACGAAGACACAACACGUAAGGCCACUGUCCUUUCCAGCAACCGAGCACCCGGACCUCCUCACGACGCCUUUAGCCUGGGACGGCGCAUAGAUCUUCUGAGGACCAACAAUCAAUCCGCCCUCUCCUCAUACCUUGCUGAAGAAGACCAAACGACUCACUACCUUGAAGUACCCUUCCGUAACUUCAACCUCGCGCUCAUCGACAAUGCCACGGCCGAGUACACUUUCAUGGCUACCUUCUUUUCGCCUGCCUUAUCGUAUGGACAGAUCUCAAAGAAUUUUAACUAUAUUUUCGAGGCUACCUUUGAGCUGGGUAGGAUACUUACUAAGAAUCUUGUUGGGGAAACCUACGAUGCUCUCGGCCUACUACUUUGCAUCCGCCUGAACCAACACUUUGCUUUUGAGCUACAGCGUCGUAAAGUACCCGCCGUGGAUGGCUAUAUAAACGCUACGACCAUGCUUCUGUGGCCCCGUCUCCAAGUGAUCAUGGAUCGCCACUGCGACUCGGUCCGCCACCUGACUAAUUCUGUGCCCUCCAAGCCAAGUCGUGCCGAAGCUGCUAAACUGUCUGCGGCGCCUCACGUCGCAACUCAACGUUUCGGCCAGCUUCUACACGGGCUCCUAGCUCUUAGUACCGAUGCAGGGGAUGACGAGCCAGUUGUAUCCAGCCUGCGCCGAUUGCGCUCUGAAAUAGAGGCAUUUCUUACUCGCCAUGCCGAGCUCUUUGGCGACAAGCGCAAGAGUGGGCGCUUCUUGUACAACAACUACUCGCUUAUUCUUACUAUCAUCAGUGAUGCGAAUGGUAAGCUUGCCGAUGAGCAGCAGGAGCAUUUUGAAAAGUUGAAGACUCAGCAUCAGGAGACAUCAUAA